AUGGCUGACGAAACAACUGACGUAUCUGCUCAGUUUCAAUUGUCAACAAUAUUUAGAUAUUUACUAUCGGAUGGAAUACCAGUAGAAAGAUUUUGGGGAUUUUUCAAUCCUACUGGACACGAUGCGAAAUCGUUGUCUGAAUGCAUAAUAUUCAAUUUGGAAGAAGUCCUAGAGUCGCCAGAUAUGUUGAUUUGUCAGAGUUACGACGGUGCAAAGGUGAUGAGUGGACGUCUCAAUGGUAUACAAAAAAUAAUAAACAAUAGCUAUAAACAUUCACAUUUCAUACAUUGCUAURCUCAUCAGCUUAAUUUAAUUUUAAUUCAAGCAACUUCACAAAAUCGUGAGAUAAGAAUUUUUUUUUCAAACCUAACUGAUAUAACCAAUUUUUUUUCCAACAGUCCGAAGCGGGUUACGGUUUUAGAUAAAAUUGUUAAACACAGAGUUCCUCGAUCAUCUAAUACUAGAUUGAAUUUUAAAAGCCGAAUAGUAAAUACUGUGUAUGAGAAUCUUGAGUGGUUAAUUGAAUGUAUGAAAGAAAUUGAAUCAACAUUUAAUCAAACCAUAACAAUUAAUCUAGCUGGAGCUUUGCGUCGGAUGUUAAUUGAUGAUGAUUUAUAUUUUGGUUAA
This is a messenger RNA of Diuraphis noxia (Russian wheat aphid), 627 nucleotides long. RefSeq lists its product as uncharacterized. NCBI's taxonomy places the organism in Eukaryota, Metazoa, Arthropoda, Insecta, Hemiptera, Aphididae. The record is from RefSeq and is a predicted model, not a curated record.